CCCCCACCAAAAUUAUGGUUUGCUGUUAGCAAAGUGGAAAUUACGUGCGAAAAAUAAACCCAAAGUCUGGAGACCAUUACCGUAACUAUUGCCGAUUUGUUUGGUGUUGCCUCCUCCCAAGGCCCAUCUGCGGCUUGGAGUUUGAUUGGUUGUUUUAUAUCUUCAGACAGAUCUAAAAACGCCUCAUUUGAAGAGGCAAAGUGGAGCUUCUGCACUGCUACUACAACCGGGACGAUUUGCUACAUCAACUUUUCAUCCGUUUCUUUCGGGUCCCAUCUGCGGCUUGGAGUUUGAUGGGUUGUUUUAUAUCUCCAGAUAGAUCUGAAAAAACGCCACAUUUGAAGAGGCAAAGUGGAGCUUCUGCUACUACUACCCGGAAAAUUUGAUAGAUAAACUUCCCAUCCGUUUCUUUCAGGUUACAAACCUUAUAGUUCACUAGUAGCAGAACAAGAAGAAGAACGAGAAACAAGCUACAAAAUGGCAGAGGACAAAGCCAUAGCAGAGGGUGAAAAGAAUGAACCGAGAGUAAUUGAUAAAAAGAAGCGCAAGGGCGUUAUGUCUCGCAUCUGGAGUGGCAUUUUUAGAUUCCAUGGAGACGAUAUUGAGAAGAGACUGCAAAAUAUUUCUAAGGAAGAAGCUGCGGUGUUAUCUAGGAUGAAAAGGAGAUCACUUACCUGGAGGAAGAUGACCAGGCAUCUCAUUGUUUUCUCUGUCAUUUUUGAGGUAAUUGCAGUAGGCUAUGCUAUAAUGACUACUAGAUCAAUGGAUUUGAAUUGGAAGGUGAGGGCAUUUCGAGUUUUGCCAAUGUUUCUUUUGCCUGGUCUAUCCUCCCUUGCUUAUUCAGCAUUUGUGAGCUUCGCAAGGAUGUGUGAGCGCAAAGAUCAGAAAACUCUAGAAAGGCUGCAGGCUGAGAGGCAAGCAAAAAUUGAUGAGCUUAAAGAGAGGACAAAUUACUACACUACACAGCAACUCAUUCAGAGAUAUGAUUCUGAUCCAGCAGCAAAGGCAGCUGCUGCAACUGUCCUCGCAUCUAAGUUGGGUGCUGAUUCUGGCUUGCAAGUGUAUGUGGAAGAUGAAGCUAAGCUUAAUAUUCCAACGGGGAAGAGUAAUGAUGUUGAGUUGGUGCAAAUGAGUAGCCUUAGAAACAGAAAGCAAGUGCACACUAGAUCCAGUAGUGCAGGGAGUGCUUCAGCGUUUCAUUCUGAUGAAGAAAUGCUAGGCGCUGCACAAGGUGAAGGUCUUCCUGAGCAUAAUGAACUUGUCUUUGAGCAUGACAAUCUACAGGCUUCUACUGUGCAUGAUGGGGGAUGGAUUGCUCGAUUAGCAGCAUUACUUGUGGGUGAGGAUCCUACGCAGUCAUAUGCACUGAUAUGUGGAAACUGCCACAUGCACAAUGGGCUUGCCAGGAAGGAGGAUUUUCCUUACAUUACUUAUUACUGCCCACAUUGUCAUACCCUGAAUCAGCCAAAACAAUCAGAAGACCGUGUUUCUGGUUUUAAUUCCCCCACUUCGGGUAAUUUGAUAGCUGGAGGUUAUGCUGAAGCAAUAAACAAGACCAGCAAUUCCACUAGUGGCAGCAGCAGCCCUAUUAGAGCUUGUUCGGAGAAUGAGGAAGUAAUUGAAAGACCAACAUCAGGGGAGUUGGUGAGUUAAAAUUAGACGUGCCUGAUUACAGUUGAUGGAUCUAUUGAUUGAUUAUAGGGUAGAGAGAUUUGCUAUAGUUUUGCUUCAAGUGUUUUUGUAACAAGAUGUGCUUUUGAUUUGGCUUUUUACUUUGUAGUUUGUUCUUUAUGACAUUUUUUCUCCUUAUGGCUAGCUCAACGCUGGAAAGUCUUGCUGAAAUUAUUUUCCAUUUUUGAUAAA
This is a messenger RNA of Manihot esculenta (cassava), 1863 nucleotides long. RefSeq lists its product as uncharacterized. Lineage: Eukaryota; Viridiplantae; Streptophyta; Magnoliopsida; Malpighiales; Euphorbiaceae. The transcript is spliced from 7 exons. Gene Ontology annotation, biological process: endoplasmic reticulum tubular network organization. Gene Ontology annotation, cellular component: endoplasmic reticulum tubular network. Bases 478 to 1653 code for a protein of 391 amino acids. The record is from RefSeq and is a predicted model, not a curated record.